Molecule: messenger RNA, 2073 nt
Organism: Cyanidioschyzon merolae strain 10D
Lineage: Eukaryota; Rhodophyta; Bangiophyceae; Cyanidiales; Cyanidiaceae
Product: protein kinase YAK1
Exons: 1
Coding region: 1-2073 (690 amino acids)
Biological process (GO): peptidyl-serine phosphorylation; peptidyl-threonine phosphorylation
Cellular component (GO): cytoplasm
Molecular function (GO): protein tyrosine kinase activity; ATP binding; protein serine/threonine kinase activity
Source: RefSeq, a predicted model, not a curated record
AUGUCGUAUGGAGGACACGAAAGCUCUCUGCAGAAGAGGGCGUGGUCUGCUAGAACGCGCUCGACGCCGACUGCAGACGGGGCGAGCACCUCUGCCUCCGCUGGUGCGCGUCAGCGGAAGCCGCUGCUGGAGCUCCUAACCACCGAUAUUUUACGCACGUACCGACGAGUAUCUUCCGUAUUCGAGUACGAUCCGAAGCUGAAUCCUCGAAGAACUUUGACGAGGCCAGACCAGCCGCGGUUUAACAACGGCUACGAUAAUGAGAAUCACGACUUCAUUCUCCGUGUGCAUGAUGCUAUUCGCUCCCCGAACGGGGACGUUUACGAAGUGCUGGACCUGCUUGGUGUGGGCACUUUUGGACAGGUAGUGAAAUGCUUAGAACUGGGCAGCAGCCGGACGGUGGCUCUCAAGGUGGUGAAAAACCAAGAGGCAUACCUGCGACAGGCCCUCAUGGAAGUCUACGUGUUGCAGAUGCUCCAUCGCACUUUUCCUGCGGAACGCGUCCGCCACGUGGUUAAGUUACUGCAGCACUUUCAGUUUCACCAUCAUCUAUGCCUCGUCUUGGAGAAGCUGGGAAUGUCCUUGUUUGAUCUUUUGAAACAGAAUCGAUUUCGAGGCUUGGGCCUCCUCAUUGUUCGUUCCGUGCUGCAGCAGUUGCUUCCGACGUUGGAUCUGCUCGCGCAAGCGGGAAUCAUCCACUGCGAUUUGAAGCCUGAGAACCUGCUCCUCUGCCGAAACGAUGGUGUGGAGGUGAAACUCAUCGACUUUGGCUCGGCGUGCCAGGAAAAUCACGUCAUAUAUUCGUACGUCCAGUCGCGUUUCUAUCGCUCACCCGAGGUGAUCCUGGGACUGCCCUACGGAACGAAGAUCGAUAUUUGGUCUCUGGGCUGUAUCGUUGGGGAACUGUUUUUGGGUUUGCCACUGUUUCCGGGCCACGACGACGAAAACAUGAUUCAGCGAAUGGUGGACAUGCUUGGUAUGCCGCCGGCGUGGAUGAUUCAAAGCGGCAAGCAGAGCCAUCGCUUCUUUCACAACGGGCAUCUUCGCGGUCUGACUUCGGACGCGCUGACAGGGCAGGGGCCUGUACCCUGGAAACAGUACUUUAAGCACCGGAAACUGGAGGAUAUCAUUGUGAAGAGCCCCAUGAAACCAAACACGGAUGAGCGCGAGGAACUGGCACAGCGGCGCGCACUGCUCAGCCUCUUGCGCGGAAUGUUGGAGUGGGAUCCUGGUCGGCGUUGGACGAGCACCGAAUGCAUGCUGCAUCCGUUUCUGAGUGGACGCGGCAUGAUGGACCAGGAGACAUGGUUGCCUCCGCGCCUUCGAUCGCCGAACAUGGGCCUUCGUUUCCACACCCGCGAUCUUGCAACCUAUGGCGAUGAGGCAGCGGAGGAUGCACGGGCACUGGCUUCAGCAUCAUCAGCAGCACAUGGUAGCUCGAAAGCGCAGCUACCUCCGGCGUACGUGCUGUCCACAAGCGCACCAGCAUUCGCUCUGCACGAGCGUGCCGGUGACGAGGCGGCUUCGCUGCCUGCUGCAGCCUCCGAUGCCACCGCCAGGGAGCAGCGCACGCGCAGACUCGCACGACCCCGCCAGGACAGCUCCAUGAUGCAAUCGCUCAGUGCGACACUGGAGCAGGCGCUGCAAACCGUCCAAGAUUGUCAGCGAAUGGAGCGCACGCCCCAGCAGUCGAACGCUCAAUGCUCCAUCGCCUCCGGUGCGAGCCGCACAUUCGUCGAGGGCAAUCCAAUGCUUGCCAGUUCGCCUGGUAUGCUGGCAGACAUUGCUGCAUGCACAUCGAGCGCGCUGUACGAUGCCGCAUGGAAUCCAUUCGCCAUUGAGGAGGCGGUAGAGCCCACGAACGCCUACAUGUUGGGUGACGCUUCAUCCAACAUGCCGCACGAUCCUGAGAUUCCCGAAGACGAUGCAGAUAUCGUGCCACCCGCUGUACCAAAGGCACCGACCACGGCUCUGGACUCAGGCGCUGUGGCUGCGGCGAGCGCACCAGAGCCGGGCGGUUUAGCGAGCAAUGUCCGAAUAUGGCCGUUUGCGGGCCAAGGACGCGGCCACUAA